AUGGCGAGACAAGCAGCCGAUAGAUCCGGCCGCUGGCGGCCCCAGAUUCAUUUCUCACCGCCCGCCGACUGGCUCAACGACCCAAACGGCCUCUUUGUCGAUUCCAAGGGCGUAUGGCACAUGUACUAUCAAUAUUCCGACAACGUCGCCGGCGAUGGCGUGAAGAACUGGGGCUACACGACGGCCACCAACUUCUACAACUGGGUUGACCACCCCGUCGCCAUCCCCGCCACCGCGCGCGACGGUUCCAUCUGGUCAGGAAGCGUCGUCGUGGACCGGAACAACUCCUCGGGGUUCUUCCCUUCCAACCAGACCAGCGGCAAUGACAACAUCAUCGCCUACUACACCUCGUGGGAGCCGGACCAGGAAUCCCAGCACAUGGCAUGGUCCUACGACGGCGGCCAGACGUUCAACCAGUAUGCGGGCAACCCCAUCAUCUCACUCAACAGGCACGGGUUCCGCGACCCCAAGAUCUCCUUCCACCAUGAGACCAAGACCUGGGUCAUGGUCCUGUCGCGCGAGAGCGAAGUUGCCUUCUACACCUCGACGGACUUGUUCCUCCAGAUCCCCCGAAAGGACAAGUCGGGCGCCGUCGUGGGCGCCAAAUGGGUUCUGACGCUCAGCUUGGGAGGCGGCGGGCCUAACGGCAGCGCUCAAGUCGGGUAUCUCACCGGUGAAUGGGACGGCACCACCUUCACGCCCGACGCACCCUCCAGCCGCGCCGCGGGAAGAGACAUCCACGCGCGCCAGGAUACCUUCGCCCUGUACGACUUUGACUUCGGCCCCGACAACUACGCCACGGCCUUCUUCCACUCCCAGAACCUCGAUGACGCCAACCAGGACGCCUACUCCGUCACCUGGGCGGUCGACGCAAGCCACUACGGGUGCUGCACGCCGACCGACCAAGAGGGCUGGCGUCACUGCAUGGGCGGCGUGCGUCGCCACUGGCUCGACGCCGACACCAACAGGCUCGUGUCGGCGCCGGCGGGCGACCUGUCCGCGCUCGCGACCACGAAGCCCGGCUGGAGCCCCAUCAUUGACGAGCAGGGCGUCUCCGGCAUCGAGGGCAGCAGCGCCGUGAUCCGGGACUUCAACCCCGCCGUCGAGUGGACCCUGACCGUCCGCAUGGCCAAGUCUCUGCUCCAGGAUGGAUCGACCGCUUCGGCCCAGCUGGCUUUCAAGGCCUCCCAGUCCAGCGCCGACGAGUCGGUCACCCUCGGAUUCGAGUUCGCCGGCAGCUCAGACAACGGCGUUCCCUCGGCAAGCCUCAACAUCGCCCGGGCCAGCACGGCGUGGGACCGGUCUGGCACCUUUGGCGUCUCGGGCGUCCAGGCCCUCGACGCCGCGGCGGAAGAGGACGCCGACGCCAAGGUCGAGUUCACGCUGCACGGCAUCCUCGACCGGUCCAUUCUCGAGGUCUACGUCAACGGCGGCGUCGAGGCCGGCACCAUGCUCUACUUCACCGACAAGCCGCUCGACAGCAUCGUCCUCACCCGCGGUUCCGGGUCCAACGACCAGGGCAUCACCUUUGACUUCAAGGCCGUCGCGCUCAAGAGCUCGUGGGGCACGUACGACGAGAGCAACGUCUCGCUGUCCAAACAGGACAAGUGGAUCACGGAGGACCUAUGA
Colletotrichum spaethianum is the source of this 1629-nucleotide messenger RNA. RefSeq names its product invertase. Gene Ontology annotation, biological process: sucrose catabolic process. The transcript is spliced from 3 exons. Gene Ontology annotation, cellular component: fungal-type vacuole. The coding region runs from base 1 to 1629 and encodes 542 amino acids. Lineage: Eukaryota; Fungi; Ascomycota; Sordariomycetes; Glomerellales; Glomerellaceae. The record is from RefSeq and is a predicted model, not a curated record. Gene Ontology annotation, molecular function: sucrose alpha-glucosidase activity.